Messenger RNA from Fusarium odoratissimum NRRL 54006, 1054 nucleotides. RefSeq lists its product as uncharacterized. The record is from RefSeq and is a predicted model, not a curated record. Lineage: Eukaryota; Fungi; Ascomycota; Sordariomycetes; Hypocreales; Nectriaceae. The transcript has a single exon. Bases 283 to 906 code for a protein of 207 amino acids.
CAAACACUGAGAAUAAUUCCAGACUAUAGUGCUUAUUCAAGCCAUGUGAAUUUUUUGUUGUUGAUUAGCCUGUAUUUGCGCUUACUUCCAGGUCGAACCGGAAAUAGCCCCCGAUCGGCGUAAUGCUUCCCGCAUCACAAUGAAAGUCGCCGACGUGCUAAUAGGCUCAUUGAGUGAUAUAUAAGCCACUCCGAAUGAUCUGCCACUUCGUGAACAUAAUCAUACAGAGAUAUGUUGCAAACGAAUCCUCCCCCGAAUCUCCUGAAUUUAUAGCAGCUUAUCAUGACCCGCACAGUCACACGAAACCAGGACAAGCUCUUCAUCCCACCCGGAGGCAUCGACUUCUCAUCCCAAACAAACAAGCCGGGUGUCGUUGACAUCUACUUGAGAGCCGGCGACAACACACCAGGAACAGGCCUUCACUGGCACGAGACUCACACUGAGUACCUUCAAGUCGUCCAAGGCUAUGCUCUUGUGACAGUCGGAGACCGCACAGCCAUCUUCUCAAAGGAUGACGGGAUCAUCACUAUACCGCGGUACACAAUCCACCAAUACAUGCGCGCAGAUAAGACGGACGAAGGGAAAGCGGGAAAGGACGUUGACCUCAUUGUGAGGGAAUGGACUGAGCCUGGCGAUGGGGACAAAGAGGUAUUCUUUCGCAACAUGAUCAGCUUGAUCAUGGACAAGAAGGAUGGCGCAUUGGGUACAGUCGGAAUGCUACUUUCUGUCAUGACAGUUUGUUGGUCUCAUGAUAACUAUCCCGUCUUUUGGAAAGGACCAGAGGUCUUUGGGGAGGUUGUGCAACAAAGAGUGAGAGGAGCCGUGACAUACUCUUUGAUGGGAUGUCUUGUUCUCUUUGGCCGACUUAUUGGAUGCAAGCCGCAAUAUCCAGAAUAUACACCAUAGAAAGUUAAUUCUCAACUCGGAAUCUAUACCCUUUGCGCAAACAGCCUCAACUCUUCACCUGAAGUUUGCAUAUACUAGGUAUCCAACUUCAACCCCGCGUUCAAUCCCUUUCAAGAUCAACCUAGCUUUCACGGCUCUCAACCUCGGC